AUGGCCAACCACGACCCCCAGCUCACAAUCCAAACCGCAACCACCACCAGCACCAGCACCAGCACCCAGUCUGCCGGGCCCAACAGACUCCGCCUGCCGCUCUCAACCCUCCGCAGCCUCGACCGCCGAGCCAGCAUCUCAGCCACCAGCACCCCCACCAACCACUCCCCACCGGGCAGCAACCCAGCACCACCCCCACCAGCAACCACCACCACCCAGGAACAGGAACAGGAACAGCAGCUACUACUCCAGAGAAGAGGAUCCGCAUCCGACAUCAACAUCGGACUCAACAGAACCCGCGCACCCUCCCUCGCCGCAAUCCAGGAGCGGAUCGCAAGGAUGAAGCCGGAACUACUCCCACCAGCCGACAAACAGCCCCCAGCAGCAUCCCCCACCACCACCACCACCACCACCACCACCACCACCACUCCCGAGAUCAGCACCGACGCCCCCGGGAAGGAAACCAAGACUGCCGAGCCGCCCCAGGAAACCCCCACCAACCAGCCAGCAGCCAGCGAAAACCCGGCCCCCAAAGACUUGCAUCCGCUCCAGCACUCCUGGACGCUCUACUUCGACACCCGGCUCUCCAAGCGCUCGUCGACCAGCGGCCAUGCCACCGGCGGACAGGCCUACGAGGCCGGCCUCCAGCCCAUCGGAACCUUCCAGUCCGUCGAGCAGUUCUGCAGGUUCUUCAACUGGACCGUCAUCCCCAGCCAGAUGGACAUGAACUCAUCCGUCCAACUCUUCAAGGCCCACAUCAAACCGAUGUGGGAAGAUCCUGCUAACUCAAAGGGUGGCAAAUGGACCAUCACCAUGAAGUCGAAUUCCAACCUGGCCCUGCUCGACAAAUUAUGGACCUACUUGGUCCUCGGCUUGGUCGGCGAACAGAUCGAGACGAGCGCCAGCGGCGGCGCCCAGCAGGACGACGACUUCGUCUGCGGGGCUAUCGUCGCCACUCGCCCCCGGGGAAACAGGAUCCAGAUCUGGGUCAAGGAGAAGGAUAACGUCGAGAAGAUCAACGGGCUCGGCAAGCGGCUGAUCAACGUGCUCGAAAUCAACGACCACUCCGGCGUCUCUGUCGAGUUCACCGCUCAUUCGGGCGGCUCCCAUGGAGCGUCGAGGUUCAUCAGCAUCCAAGGCCAUGCGAACGCGGCGUCCUCGCCCGCAAGCCGGAACAGUGGACAGCAACCGGCGCUCAUCAGGCCGGCGCUAGAGGGGAUGGUGAUGGGUGGGAUGGGCGGAGGGGGCGCGGGGAGCCUGAUGCGACGGUCGACGAGUGCCGAGGUGGGCCGGGCGGGGCCGACGAUGGGCGUGAUCCCUCCCGCGGGGACUACAGGCUUCGGCGGCGCGGCGGACGGGGCAGCCAACUCUCCUCGCUCGACCCGCCGAUCCAGAACGGGGUCUGGCGGCCGAACCCGUCGUCGCCCCCAGUCCGCGCUCACCCUGCCUACCAUGGGCUCGCUUAACUCCGCAGCUGGCGGGCCCCACCCAUCCGCUGCUGCCGCCCUCAACGCCUUCAAACAGAACCCCGCCAAGUCUCGCCAACCCUCCCCCGCGCCUCCUGGCGACUCUUCUGCCGCCGGCCCGGCCGCCAAUCCUGCGGGCUCCACUAGCUUCAAUCGUAAUGUGCGCUAG
Molecule: messenger RNA, 1635 nt
Organism: Puccinia triticina
Lineage: Eukaryota; Fungi; Basidiomycota; Pucciniomycetes; Pucciniales; Pucciniaceae
Exons: 6
Coding region: 1-1635 (544 amino acids)
Biological process (GO): translational initiation
Cellular component (GO): eukaryotic translation initiation factor 4F complex
Molecular function (GO): RNA 7-methylguanosine cap binding; translation initiation factor activity
Source: RefSeq, a predicted model, not a curated record